Striga hermonthica is the source of this 1689-nucleotide messenger RNA. Lineage: Eukaryota; Viridiplantae; Streptophyta; Magnoliopsida; Lamiales; Orobanchaceae. The record is from the annotation of a GenBank genome assembly.
AUGAUUGUUCGAGUGGAAGGUUGGGAGACAACUUUUGGAGUAACAGUUUGGAAAAUCUGGAAUGGCCGGAAUGAUUAUAUAUUUUCUGGCCGAGAAGUGGUAGUCCCGCACAAGCUGCGAGAGAUAUGCCACUAUACGAAGAAUAUUGAUCUUCUUGUCUCCGUUGAGAAGCGGUUAGGUGGUUCGGGUAUGGGGCGACAAGUUCAAUGGAUAGCGUGGAGUGUUCCUUUACCGAGCGAAGUUAAAAUAAAUACUGAUGGUUUGCUAAUUCGGUCUUCAGGGAUGGCAUCGGCAGGUGGCCUGGUCCGGGAUAAGGAAGGUCAUUGGCUGGGGGGUUUCGUAAUGAAUAUUGGUUAUGCUACUAUUACAGGAGCCGAACUAUGGGGCUUAUUCCAAGGCCUCGGGCUAGCUUGGAAACUGGGAUACAACAAAGUUGUUGCGGAAGUGGACAAUCAAAGUGUUGUUAGUUUGGUGAUGACUAACUCGUAUGAGAGUUGUGGAGUUAAUGAUGCGAUCGUUUGGGCAAUUCAAGAACUGUUGCGAAGGAGUGGACCAGGAUGUUCAUCAAUAGGAUAUGGAGCAUCUGAGGAGAUUGGACCAUUCAGAAUCAACAAAACUGCUUCUUCUCUCUAUCUCAACAAAUACUCUUGGAACAAAGUGGCAAAUAUCCUGUUUCUUGAGUCACCAGCUGGUGUUGGUUUCUCUUACACAAACACAAGCUCUAAUCUUAAGGAUUCUGGGGACAAAAGGACAGCUCAGGACGCGCUGAUUUUCUUGAUAAGAUGGAUGGAUAGAUUUCCACAAUACAAAUACAGAGGCUUCUAUAUCUCAGGGGAGAGUUAUGCAGGUCAUUACGUUCCACAACUAGCACGGGCAAUACACGACUACAACGAGAAAUCCUCCAAACCAAUCAUCAAUCUCAAAGGAUUCAUCGUUGGGAAUGCGGUGACAGACAAUUACUACGACAACAUUGGGACAGUAACAUACUGGUGGAGCCACGCCAUGAUAUCGGACAAAACGUACAAAUCGAUUUUGAAAUCGUGCGAUUUCAAAUCGCAAAACACGUCCGAGAAAUGCGAUAAUGCGGUGAGUUACGCGAUGAACCAUGAAUUCGGGGACAUUGAUCAAUACAGCAUUUAUACACCCACAUGCAAGGCCGCUGCAAACUCACAAAAGAAGCCAAAGUACUCCCUAAGGCUUAAGAACAGCUUAAUCAGUCAACGGUUUUCUGGGUACGACCCUUGUACCGAAAACUAUGCCGAGAAAUACUACAACAGGAUGGAUGUGCAGAAGGCCCUGCAUGCAAAUUCUACAGGGAUCCCUUACAAAUGGACAGCUUGCAAUGAAGUACUUUUACGGAACUGGAAGGACAGUGAGAUAUCAAUGCUGCCGACCUACAGAAAAUUGAUAGCUGCAGGGCUUAGAAUAUGGAUGUUCAGUGGGGACACAGACUCGGUUGUUCCGGUAACUGCAACCAGGUUUGCUCUAAGUCAUCUCAAUCUCAAGAUCAAAACUCCCUGGUAUCCUUGGUAUUCUCAUGGCCAGGUUGGAGGAAGAACUGAGAUAUACGAAGGAUUAACAUUUGCGACAGUGAGAGGAGCAGGACAUGAGGUUCCUCUAUUCGAGCCGAGGAGAGGUUUCGAGCUUUUCCAGGCAUUCUUGUCAGGGAAGAGCUUGCCAAAAUCUUGA